AUGGCCCACUCGGCAGCCCCCGGCCUCCAGCUCCCCGCCACUGCUCUGCUGCAGGACUGGGGCUGCUGCGGACCCCCGGACCACGAGGGCUACAGCAGCAGCUCGCCCGCACCCUCGCCCGACUCCUGCGGCCUCUCGUCUCCCGCUGCUGCCCGGGGACCCUGCCGUGCCCCUGCUGGGGUCCGGGGCUCAGGGCCGGGUGGCCCGCGGCAGAGCGCCAGCGAGCGGGAGAAGUUGCGGAUGCGGCGGCUGGCACAGGCACUGCUGCGGCUGCGGCACUACCUGCCACCCGCACUGGCGCCUGCAGGGCAGAGCCUCACCAAGAUCGAGACCCUGCGCCUCGCCAUCCGCUACAUCGCCCACCUCUCAGCCCUGCUGGGGCUCAGCGAGGAGGCGCUGGCCCGGCAGCGGGGGGUGGCCCCCCGGCACUGCCCCCUCUGCCCCCAGGGCCUGGGGUGCUGCCAGACCCCGGACCUCUGCCUGCACCUGCUGACCCCAGCCCCGCGGGAUGCUUUGUCCCCCGGCACUGUGGGCUGGGGGUCACCUCCCACGGUGGGGACCCCCCUGGAGCUGCAUGGGGCUCCUGGUAUGGGGACAGGGGCCUGGGGGUCACCCCCUUGUGGCCCUGCUGCAGGGACCCCCCCAGAGGUGCUUGGAGCUCCCGACACGGGGAUGGAGGUCUGGGGGUCACCCCCCUACCUCCCUGUGACGGGGACGCCCCCGGAGCUGCACGGGGCUGUUGCUUCCAACACAUCCUCCUGGCUGUCCCCUCCUCACUGCACAGGGGCAGGGGCCCCCCUGGACCUCCCCAGUGACCCCCUCCUGGAUGCGGGGCUGAUGCUGCCGGAGUUCAUGGAUGCAGGGACAGUCACCCAGGACCUCUCCACAGACCUGCUCUCUCUCUUGGAGGCUUUGCUCCCACGACAGCCCCAGGACUGA
Molecule: messenger RNA, 939 nt
Organism: Harpia harpyja (harpy eagle)
Lineage: Eukaryota; Metazoa; Chordata; Aves; Accipitriformes; Accipitridae
Product: mesoderm posterior protein 2-like
Exons: 3
Coding region: 1-939 (312 amino acids)
Biological process (GO): regulation of transcription by RNA polymerase II; mesoderm formation; somite rostral/caudal axis specification
Cellular component (GO): nucleus
Molecular function (GO): protein dimerization activity; RNA polymerase II cis-regulatory region sequence-specific DNA binding; DNA-binding transcription factor activity, RNA polymerase II-specific
Source: RefSeq, a predicted model, not a curated record